UAGUUCAGACACAUAAAUUUGACAAACAGGCUUUAGGUGCACAAAAGCUAAGAUGAUGAACAAGGACUCAGCUCGACGCGUCUGAGGGUCUGUAGAUAAACAUUUCUGCUUUAAAAGUAUUAUUAACACGUCUUAAGAGGAAUCAUGGACUAUAUAAGAGAUUUAUAAAGUAAGGUAAUGUUUGAUUUUGGAAAGAGCAGACUUUGCUCAGUACAAAUGCGACAGAGCGAUUGCGCGUAAGUUUGAAGGUGCGAGUGCUUUACGCAGACGCCAGAGAUGAUUGCCAAAGCAAGCGUGUCAGGAUGCUUUAUUAUGCUGGCAUUAAUGACACAUCACACUCACAGCAUUGACACAGUGAAUGUUGUAGACUUCUGUGGACAAACGAUACAGGGCGACGGCAUGAUCGUAAAGUCCCACCAGGAGUCCCGGAAGUACUACUUUGUAUCCAUGGGAACAGAUUGCCACAUCACCAUGCAGUCCGCCACACCCCGGGACAAGGUGCAAUUCUACUUCCGUUUCUUCUUGGUCUACAGCCUGCUAAGGGUGUCACCUCACAGCCCCGCACCCCUCAUCCCAGAAUCGCCCAGGGGGUCUUCGUCAUCUGGUCCGACGCGGCCUGAUCUAAGCAUGGAACCAACGACAGAGGAGGGACAGGAGGACCCCUGCCAUGCCGGCUCUUACAUCCAAUUCUACGAUGGGAGGGAUAAAUCUGCACCCCCUAUAGGCCCAGCGCUCUGUGGGAAGAGCCCUCCCCGACCGGUGUUGUCGACUGGCAACUUUCUAACGUUACGUCUGGUGACCCGAGGAAAGCAGCCAAGGGUGGACUUUGUAGGAGACUUCACCUCAUUUAGGCUGGGUUUCAACCAAUCAGAGUGCAGCGGAGAGCCUUACUUCAAUUGUCGUAAUGGGAAGUGCAUACCAAUGAGUUUGGUUUGUGUGGACGAUAAAGGCAUUGACAACUGCGGGGAUGGCAGCGAUUUAAUCGAUUACCCUGGUUGCAAUGGUCCUCUGGCUACAUCCAAGUCUCUACAACCUCAUGUUACCCAACCUGCACCUGUGCUCAAUGUGCCAACACAGACCAUGUCCACUGUGAAGAACUGUGUCACUCCAAACGCUAUGCCCGAUCCAGACUCUGUGACCGAAUCCCAGCAGUCCAUUUCUCUGUUGGCGUUGUAUGUGAUUCUUGGCGUGACGGCUGGAGGGAUGCUGGUGUGUUGGUGCUGUUGGGCUCCUGGUUGGUUCCUGUGGCGCGUGAGCGUGUUUCGCUUCUUGCCCUGCUGUAACUCCUGCUGUGCUUCGUGCCAGCUCUGUGGGCGGAGCUGCUCUCAAAACAAGGACCACCGAUUGGCUAAAGUAACACCAGAGGGAGCGGCUACACCCGUGUCAUCUACAACCACAGUGGCGGUGUAAAUCUACUGUACACACCUGAAACAGACAGAAUGCAUUAAGUGACUCAUGGAGGUGCUGUAAUAUCAGGACAACUUAUACUGAAAAUACGAUAAAGUAAUAUAGCACUCGUUUCAUUUUAUACAGUUGUUUUUUGAUGAAGAACUACUUGCGGUGGACUUUUUGCCACUGAUUUUUUUGUCUUUGACAAUGUAUUAUCCGCAGCUUUUGUUUUGCACUCAUCUGGAUUUUGAAAUGCAUUUCACUAGAUCUGUGAAAACCACAUGAGCUCAGAUUUUCAGUUUCUUGUUGGUUUCUCGAAUUGAAACAGGCAAAUUAUAUUUUAUAUGAAACUAUAUGCAGAAUGCAGAAAACAAUAGGACUGGAACAAAAUAUUAUAUUAUUAAAAUGUAAAUGCUCAUCAUUAUUGAGCAGUGGGGCGACCAGAGAGAACAUUAUUAUUAUUAAUAUUAUUAUUAUUAUUAUUAUUAGCAACAAUUUCCAUUCAUCCAGUACAGGACUUGUUCUGGUUUUCCCCAGAAUAUAAUGAAAAUGGUCCAUUAUUGGACCAAAGAAAUAUUAGCUUGUUGAAUCUCCAUUUUGCCUUACAAAGAAAUACAUUUUUAUCUUUACAAAAACAUAUUUCAAGAUAAAUGAAUUAAUGUAUUAUAUUAUGCAUAUUUAGUUGUAAAUGGGUGAUUAUUUAAUUGCAUUUGGUGUCCAAAAUAACUUUUUACAAAAAAUAUUAUACUAUUAUGGCAUGUAAAAUCUUGUAAUCCAUGACAAGGAGUACAAAAUUAAUCAAAUAAUUACAAAUAUAACCAUUUGAAAAAAGCAGAAAAAAUAAUGCCAUUGGACACCAAAUGUACCUGCAAUUAUAUUAUCACCCACAACCACAGUUUAAGAUGUUGGGUUACAUUGUUAAGACUGAAAACAUUUAUAUACGAGACUUCGCCAAAAAGUUUUAGUCUAAGCAUGUUUGUUAAAACCAAAUCAAAUCACAAUAAAUGUUCUGAGAUGUAGAUAAUUGAUUCCACUGUUACUGUAUAUCUGCUGUAUAUGAAUGUAAUGUUCAGGAUAACUACUGUAAUAUAAAUAAAAGUUUAGUACAGUAGUAAAAUCAUAGCAGGUUUUAUCAAAACAGUAUAAAUACUUGAACUAUAAAGUGUUUAUAUUGUUUGCUUUUAAACAAUUUACAAAAAGAAGCAUUUGUAGCAAAACUUAAAUUUGGUUAACAUUACAGAAGCCCAUAAAAAGGAUAAUUCAAAAAGGAAGAGAGUUAUUACAUUUUAUGUGAAGAUUACAGUUGUUGUCAGUGAAACAAUAUGAAUUUUGAUACUUAUAUUGUAUACAUUUGUGACCUUGCCUAUGAAAACUCAUAUGACAUCAUUGAUUUGUGAUUUACAAUUUUUUACAGUGGGGCAAAUAAUUAUUUGAUACACUGCCGAUUU
Molecule: messenger RNA, 2837 nt
Organism: Paramisgurnus dabryanus
Lineage: Eukaryota; Metazoa; Chordata; Actinopteri; Cypriniformes; Cobitidae
Gene: ldlrad2
Product: low density lipoprotein receptor class A domain containing 2
Molecular function (GO): protein binding
Source: RefSeq, a predicted model, not a curated record